GGAAACUUUGGUGCCUGCACCGUCAAUCGACAAGCCAGUCGCGUGCAGUGGCCGUCCAACGACGGCACCAUGUAUUAUCUGCUGAUUCACGGAUUUGGAGCGCGAGAGGGUGAUUUCCAGCUCAAUGUUAUCAACUACAAUCCCAUUAAUCAAGACCCUGAAAAGGCGUACGACAUUAGUCCAGGAGAUAUGGUUGUUGGAACAACCUUCCAGGCAAUACACCCCUGGGAUGGUGAUUCCACCAAUUGUGGAGGUCGACAUGGCUUGAUUGGUGAAUCUCCCUCAGUCUGGUACAGAGUGCAAGGUACCGGAGGCACGUUGCGUGCGUCGACGUGCAAUCCUCAAACAGAAGACGACUUCAAUUCAGUCCUACACAUCUUUGAAGGUUCGACGGAUAUUAAUCGGUGCUUUGCCGGAAACGAUGACCUUGCGUCUCCCGAUAGAUGCGCUCAGAUUGACUGGCCAUCCUCAGCGGGCCAAACCUACUACAUCCUGGUACAUGGGCGUCUGGGUGAUCAGGGUCUCUUUGAAUUGUCUGUGGAUUCAGUGUAG
Messenger RNA from Seminavis robusta, 552 nucleotides. The record is from the annotation of a GenBank genome assembly. NCBI's taxonomy places the organism in Eukaryota, Bacillariophyta, Bacillariophyceae, Naviculales, Naviculaceae.